This is a messenger RNA of Mauremys reevesii (Reeves's turtle), 2290 nucleotides long. It is a transcript of the gene HPCAL1, whose product is annotated as hippocalcin like 1. The coding region runs from base 443 to 1204 and encodes 253 amino acids. The transcript has 4 exons. Lineage: Eukaryota; Metazoa; Chordata; Testudines; Geoemydidae. Gene Ontology annotation, molecular function: calcium ion binding. The record is from RefSeq and is a predicted model, not a curated record.
GUGACCCAGCUGCUCAUGCUGCCGCCACUCUGUUGGGAGAAGGGAGGAAAAGGUCUUCUGGGUUGAUCCCAUUAAAUGUGGGGCCUGCUUUCAGCCCAGACCUCCCUGCAGCACUUCUGUCCUUUGUUCCUUCCCACCUCCCUCUGUUAUUCCAUCCUGCUUAUGCUGUUUGAACGCUGGGCUCAAGCAAUGCAAAGCAUUCCGAAGGGCCUUGACUUGGCUCCAGCUCUGCCGAAUGUCUCUGCUGCAGAUCCAGGGCUGGAGCCUUUGAUACUGAUUGAUGGUAGCAGUAAAGGGGGAAAGUGCUGCUUUAGGAGGGGAUUUUCAAAGGCACUAGGAGGAGACAGGCACUUUCAACUCCUAUUGACUUAGGCACUGCACGCUCACUGUAACUGCCCUUUGUGCCUUUGAUUUCUAACGGGAAGAUUUUCAGUCUUUAAAUAUGGACAUUUUUCAAGAGUUUUCUCCCCAUUGCUUCCCGUGUUGGACCCUGGCCAACCCAGUAACAGCAGCAUGUCAGCCUGUGCAGGGCUGUGUGGUCAAAGGCUGGAAAAGCACAUUGCAAGCUGGACUCAUGCAUCCCAAGCUGUAUAGCAGGCUGUUAGAUCUAACCAAGAACAGAAUGGGGAAGCAGAACAGUAAACUGCGACCUGAGGUACUCCAGGAUCUCCGGGAGAAUACAGAAUUCACAGACCAUGAGCUUCAGGAGUGGUACAAAGGCUUCCUAAAAGAUUGCCCCACGGGUCAUUUGACUGUUGAGGAAUUCAAAAAGAUAUAUGCCAAUUUUUUCCCCUAUGGUGAUGCAUCGAAGUUUGCAGAGCAUGUGUUCCGCACUUUUGAUACCAACGGCGAUGGGACGAUUGACUUUAGGGAAUUUAUCAUUGCGCUGAGCGUCACUUCUCGGGGAAAGCUCGAACAGAAGCUGAAAUGGGCGUUUAGCAUGUAUGAUCUUGAUGGCAAUGGAUAUAUCAGUCGUGGCGAAAUGCUUGAAAUCGUGCAGGCAAUCUACAAAAUGGUGUCAUCUGUAAUGAAAAUGCCAGAAGAUGAGUCCACUCCAGAGAAACGAACAGACAAAAUCUUCAGACAGAUGGACACAAACAAUGAUGGUAAACUGUCCCUGGAAGAGUUUAUUAAAGGUGCCAAGAGUGAUCCCUCUAUUGUGCGAUUGUUACAAUGUGAUCCAAGCAGUGCAAGUCAGUUCUAAUUAAACUCUGGACAGUUUGCAAAGAAACUGCUGGCUUGUUGUUCAAGCUUUGCUCGCAAAUGGAUGCCUUCUCAAUCAUUCCUCAACUUGCUAGUGGAUAAGAUUCCAUUGCCAGAUUUUGUGUGUGUGUGCGUGCGUGUGUGCACACGCACGUGCGUGUAUCGGAGUGAGGACUGCCUCACUCCUCUCACUAACAUGAGUGCAAUGUUCCUUUUGCAGUUCUGUUUUUCUCCCUCUUCCUCCCCUCCAAUGUUACCACUCACUCUACAUGGUUAACGUAAUUGAAAGGUAUGUUUACAUGCAGAUACAAAGAGUUCAAAUUUCUGGUGAGGUAUCUCAUCUUUUAGUCAGUAAGAAUGAUGAUGUUCUAGUAGCCCCAAGAAGAUACUAGAUAGAAUUUUUAUCCAACUUAGCAGAUGGUAGGUCAUCAUUUUUUGAAGCAAAAUGUGAACUGAAUGGAGUAGAAAGAAGAAGAGAAACUUUUCUGGGCAUGGUUCCAAAUUGUCUGUGCUUUUGAGGAAAAUUGCUUGCACUUAUCUAAUUGUCUACUUUCUUUUAAUAUUAUAUAUAUAUAUAUAAAUUAUAUAUAUAUGGUGAAGUAAAAUUUUAAUAUGUAGGUCAGGUAUUUAUGCAUAAAGUAGAAUUCAAGCUUAAUUUCUUCUUGUUGUCCGUGAUUUAUUCAAAUCUUGAAGAUUGUUUUUGAGAUAUUUAUGCAUUAGCAAAUUGCUGUUAAAGAAAAUGCAUGACUAGCAAUUUGUGGCUAUUUCACUCUGUUUAAUUACUGAAUGCAAAUAUUCGUUCAUUUUUACUGUUGAUCGUUCCAGCGUUUACUGUAUUAACGAAAGAAUAAAAGGAAUCAUUCUCAUUUUGUAUUUCUCGGUGGAGUCCCACUUGGUAGUGGUUGCAGCAUUAACUGGCUUUUGAGUGACACGAGGUGAUGUGACUCACGCUGCUGUUCUAAACUUUGCUAUGCUCGCCAUUCUUUUGCUGUCAAUAUGUUAAUAGUCUUGUGCAAUCCAGUGUUAUUUAAUAUCUGCCUAAUGCCAAGAAAUAUUCAUUGAAAUAAAAUACUACUUUUCUUGUCAA